Molecule: messenger RNA, 1218 nt
Organism: Leptomonas pyrrhocoris
Lineage: Eukaryota; Euglenozoa; Kinetoplastea; Trypanosomatida; Trypanosomatidae
Exons: 1
Coding region: 76-1218 (380 amino acids)
Molecular function (GO): protein binding
Source: RefSeq, a predicted model, not a curated record
AGGUUGCGUCUGCUCCCCUUAAAAGACAGCAGUUCAUUUGUUCUACUGCACAAUUCAUUCUUGGACAGCAGCGGCAUGGUGCAGCCAGCGGAGCACGUGGUGUACGCCAUACACGACUACGAAAUUCCAGGAAAGGGCUUUCUUCCAUUGAAGGCGGGGGAUGUUAUCUACGUGGUGGAUGCCGAUGCCAGUGGGUGGUGGCUCGGUAUAAACCUCCGGCGUCAGCGAGGCGUCUUCCCCUCCACCUACACCCUCCCCUACGUCUUUCCAGCGCCGCCCGCUGACCUUCUCCGCGACGUCCAGCUUCUCUUGCUGGCACGCGAGUUUCAAGUCGACCUGGUAAGCGGUGCGCCGGUCGCCCUGCGCGAGUUGAAGGCAACGCCGCACUCCCCCUCUCACGUUUUGGCCUCUGCGGAUUUUCUGCGUGACGAGCUGCAGCGGCUGCUGCUCGAGCGGGAGGCGGCGCGCAAGACUGUCAUGGACCGCCUCACCCAGCUGCUCGGCAGCCAGGAGCGUCGGCGAGUGCAGCAACGACAGGCAGUGGAAGCGCAGAGGGCGUAUGAGCAGCAAUGCGACUCUAAUGACGAGAAGAUGCGGGAAGCACGAGGGGAGCUGCAGGACGUGAUAGGGUCCAUUGGGGAGCGACGAGAGGUACUGCUGUUGAAGGGGAAAGUUCCACCGGCCGCAUGGUACCAUGCAUUGGCGGACGUGGUGGACGCUGCGUUGCCCGAUUCGAACGCGGACGCCGUACCACCUCGUGAAGCCGUCUGGCGAGCUGCCUUGAAGGAUGUAAAGGCCGUCGUGCGGCAGCAAGAGAAACUGCUCGCCGCGUUGUCUUCCCGUUGCGCGGAAGCGGAGGCCGCCUUCACCGAAGCAGCCGCCGCCCUGCAGACGCGCGUUGAGUGGCGUGACACCAACGUGGCAGCGAUGCUCGCCUACUGGGCCGAUGUUGCUGCGCAGACGAAGCUGACCUACAUCUCCCGCAAGACGGAGCGUGAUGCGGCCGAGGCGGCGCAUCAGCAGGAGGCUGCACAACUGCGCCGCCGCCUUGAAGAGGGCAAGAGGUGUUUUUCGGAGGCGAAGGAGACGUACCGAAAACUUAAGCGCGAGGCGCAGACCGUUUCUGAUGCGCUGAGGCAGCAGGAAACGCUGAAUGCCCUUUCGCGAGAGAUAGCGCACGCCGAUAGCGAGAUUGCAGUGCGGCAACAACGCGCGUAG